GGCUAGAUGAAGCCGAGCGGCGGCGGGGAUCCCAGACGGGCGGCCGGCUCCCGGGCGGUGUGUGUGCUGCAUGUGCGUGUGUGUGUGCGUGUGUGUGUGCAAGCGUGUGUGUCUCGGGGGGGCGGGGGGCUCGCCGCGCCUCCACCGCGCGGUGGCCGGCGACCUGAAAGAAAUAAAAGGAUCGGGAUAAUAAUCGCAAUAAUAAAAAGAAAAGAAAGAGAGAAAAGAAAAGGGAAAAGAAAAGAGGGAGGCGAGAGAAUAAAAGGAGGCUGGGCUGCUUUGCAUUGAAGAUCGAGGCGCUAUUGAAAGCGCUUGAAAAGCGGCGUUGUUCGGCGCGGGUGCGCGCCGCGGCCGGCGCGGUAUAUUAGAGCGGGGCGGCGGCGGGCAGCAGCAGCGGCGGCGCCUCCUCCUCCUCCCCUCCUGGCCCUCCCCGUCCCAGAGCGAGCGGCGGCGGCGGCCUGCAGGCGGGCGGGCAGCGCGGCGGCGGCGGCGGCAUGCGUGCGCCCCGGCGGGCAGCCGCGGCGGCGUGCUCCCUCCUUCUCUUCCUCUUGGCCCUGCUGGGGCUGCGGGCAAAGGUGACUUUAGCGUCAGGACAGUUCGAGUUGGAGAUCUUAUCCAUGCAAAAUGUGAAUGGAGAACUGCAAAAUGGAAAUUGCUGUGAUGGCACCCGAAAUCCAGGAGAUAGAAAAUGCACCAGAGACGAGUGUGAUACCUAUUUUAAAGUUUGCCUGAAGGAGUAUCAAUCGCGGGUCACUGCUGGCGGUCCUUGCAGCUUCGGAUCCAAAUCCACUCCCGUCAUUGGAGGAAAUACCUUCAAUUUAAAGUACAACAGGAAUAACGAAAAGAACCGGAUUGUUAUCCCUUUCAGCUUCGCCUGGCCGAGGUCCUACACAUUGCUCGUUGAGGCAUGGGAUUACAAUGAUAACUCUACGAAUCCCGAUCGCAUUAUUGAGAAGGCGUCCCACUCUGGCAUGAUCAAUCCCAGCCGGCAGUGGCAGACUUUGAAACAUAAUGCAGGAGUUGCCCACUUUGAGUAUCAAAUCCGUGUGACCUGUGCGGAACAUUACUAUGGCUUUGGCUGCAACAAGUUCUGUCGACCGAGAGAUGACUUCUUCACUCACCAUACCUGUGACCAGAACGGCAACAAAACCUGCUUGGAAGGCUGGAUGGGACCAGAAUGCAACAAAGCUAUUUGUCGCCAGGGAUGUAGCCCCAAGCAUGGUUCUUGCACAAUUCCAGGAGAGUGCAGGUGUCAGUAUGGAUGGCAAGGCCAGUACUGUGAUAAGUGCAUUCCACACCCAGGAUGUGUCCAUGGCACUUGCAUUGAACCAUGGCAAUGCCUCUGUGAAACCAACUGGGGUGGUCAGCUCUGUGACAAAGAUCUGAACUACUGUGGAACUCACCCACCCUGUUUGAAUGGUGGCACCUGCAGCAACACUGGCCCCGAUAAAUACCAAUGUUCCUGCCCCGAGGGCUACUCGGGACAGAACUGCGAGAUUGCGGAGCACGCCUGCCUCUCCGAUCCCUGCCACAAUGGAGGAAGCUGCUUAGAGACGUCCACGGGAUUUGAAUGUGUGUGUGCGCCGGGCUGGGCUGGACCAACUUGCACUGAUAAUAUCGAUGAUUGUUCUCCAAAUCCCUGUGGUCAUGGAGGAACUUGCCAAGAUCUAGUUGAUGGAUUUAAGUGUAUUUGCCCACCUCAGUGGACUGGCAAAACGUGCCAGCUAGAUGCGAACGAGUGUGAGGGCAAACCCUGUGUCAAUGCCAACUCCUGCAGGAACCUGAUUGGCAGCUACUAUUGCGACUGCAUUACUGGCUGGUCUGGCCACAACUGUGAUAUAAAUAUUAACGACUGUCGUGGGCAGUGUCAGAAUGGAGGAUCCUGUAGGGACUUGGUUAAUGGUUAUCGGUGUAUCUGUUCACCUGGCUAUGCAGGAGAUCACUGUGAGAAAGACAUCAAUGAAUGUGCAAGUAACCCUUGCAUGAAUGGGGGUCAUUGCCAAGACGAAAUCAAUGGAUUCCAAUGUCUGUGUCCCGCUGGUUUCUCAGGAAACCUCUGUCAGCUGGACAUAGAUUAUUGUGAGCCAAACCCUUGCCAGAACGGCGCCCAGUGCUUCAAUCUUGCUAUGGACUACUUCUGUAACUGCCCUGAAGAUUAUGAAGGGAAGAACUGCUCCCACCUGAAAGAUCACUGCCGCACUACUCCUUGCGAAGUAAUUGACAGCUGUACUGUGGCAGUAGCUUCUAACAGCACGCCAGAAGGGGUCCGUUACAUCUCUUCCAAUGUCUGUGGUCCUCAUGGCAAAUGCAAGAGCCAAGCGGGUGGAAAAUUCACCUGUGAAUGCAACAAAGGAUUCACCGGCACCUACUGUCACGAGAAUAUUAACGACUGCGAGAGCAACCCCUGUAAGAACGGUGGCACUUGUAUCGAUGGCAUCAACUCCUACAAAUGUAUUUGUAGUGAUGGAUGGGAAGGAAUGUUUUGUGAAACAAAUAUUAAUGACUGCAGUAAAAACCCUUGCCACAAUGGAGGAACUUGCCGAGACUUGGUCAAUGACUUCUUCUGUGAAUGUAAAAAUGGGUGGAAAGGAAAAACGUGCCACUCCCGUGAGAGCCAGUGCGACGAGGCAACGUGCAACAACGGAGGAACGUGUUACGACGAGGGGGACACUUUCAAGUGCAUGUGUCCUGCAGGAUGGGAAGGAGCCACUUGUAACAUAGCGAGGAACAGCAGCUGCCUGCCAAACCCCUGUCAUAACGGUGGUACCUGUGUGGUCAGCGGAGAUUCUUUCACUUGUGUCUGCAAGGAGGGCUGGGAAGGACCCACGUGUACUCAGAACACAAAUGACUGCAGUCCUCAUCCUUGCUAUAAUAGUGGCACUUGUGUGGAUGGAGACAACUGGUACCGCUGUGAAUGCGCUCCAGGCUUUGCGGGGCCCGACUGCAGGAUCAACAUCAACGAAUGCCAGUCGUCCCCCUGUGCCUUUGGAGCGACGUGCAUUGAUGAAAUUAACGGGUACCGCUGCAUUUGCCCCCCGGGUCGGAGCGGUGCAGGAUGCCAAGAAGUUACAGGGAGGCCUUGCAUUACCAGCAUCCGAGUCAUGCCAGACGGGGCUAAGUGGGAUGAUGACUGUAAUACCUGUCAGUGUUCAAAUGGAAAAGUCACCUGUUCUAAGGUGUGGUGUGGCCCUCGACCUUGUGUCCUACAUGCCAAAGGUCAUAACGAAUGCCCAGCUGGCCAUGCUUGUGUUCCUGUUAAAGAAGACCACUGCUUCACUCACCCUUGUGCUGCCAUGGGAGAAUGUUGGCCUUCGAAUCAACAGCCUGUGAAGACCAAAUGCAACUCCGACUCUUACUACCAAGACAACUGUGCCAACAUCACCUUCACCUUCAACAAAGAAAUGAUGGCACCGGGACUUACCACAGAGCACAUCUGCAGUGAACUGAGGAAUCUGAAUAUCCUGAAGAAUGUUUCUGUUGAAUAUUCCAUCUAUAUUACCUGUGAGCCUUCCCACUUGGCAAAUAAUGAAAUACACGUUGCUAUUUCUGCAGAAGAUAUAGGUGAAGAUGAAAACCCAAUCAAAGACAUCACAGAUAAGAUUAUUGACCUCGUCAGUAAGCGCGAUGGUAACAACACACUAAUUGCUGCGGUGGCGGAAGUCAGAGUACAGCGGCGACCAGUGAAAAACAAAACAGAUUUCUUGGUGCCGUUACUGAGCUCGGUCCUGACAGUGGCCUGGAUCUGCUGCCUGGUGACUGUGUUCUAUUGGUGCGUCCGCAAGCGCAGGAAGCAGAGCAGCCACACUCACACGGCCUCCGACGACAACACCACCAACAACGUCAGGGAGCAGCUGAACCAGAUCAAAAACCCCAUCGAGAAACACGCAGCAAACACUGUCCCGAUUAAAGACUACGAGAACAAAAACUCUAAAAUCGCCAAAAUAAGGACACACAACUCCGAGGUGGAGGAGGACGACAUGGACAAACACCAGCAGAAGGCCCGAUUCGCCAAGCAGCCAGCUUACACUUUGGUAGACAGAGAUGAGAAGCCCCCCAACAGCACACCCACCAAACACCCCAACUGGACAAAUAAACAGGACAACAGAGACUUGGAAAGUGCACAAAGCCUAAAUCGGAUGGAGUACAUUGUAUAGCAGACAGCGGGGUGCUGCCAGCAGCGGAAAGGCACUCAAGAGCUUGUAGUUCUUCAACCGUUGUGUAAUAUUUGAGUCUGAGGCUCUUAUUUACUUAGAAUCCCUGUGUUAAUUUAAGUUUUGACAAGCUGGCUUACACUGGCAAGGGUAGUUGCUGUGGUUGGCUGGAAUACCAAGUGCUGCAUUUCACAUCUAUGCAAAACUAGUCAAAAGUGCCCUCCUGUAAAUUCAGCCGUAGCCGAGACACCGCGGAACCGUUUCGGAAGGUAUGACGCAGCCUUACCGCUCUCCCCGAGGCUUUGUCUCCUCGGGGCUUGUGUUUGGGUUGGGUUGGUGUUGUUUUUUUUCCCUGCCAGAUGUCCCAAUUUCUCCAUUUUCUUUAGAAUAAUACCUUUUUAUUUAUAUUUAUUGAAUUUGAGUUUUUUGUAUAUUGGUUUUAUGGUGACGUACAACUAGUUCUGUAUCUGAAAGUGCCUUUGCAGCUCGGAACCACAGCAACUAUCACAAAUAAGUUUAUUAUUUAUUUUUUUAUUGUAUUUUUGUUGGGGGUGGGUGGGGGGAACUUGUCAGCAGUUGCUGGUAAAUGAAGAAUUUAAAGAGGAAGAUUGUGUCAAAAAAAAAAAGAUAGAAUUUUGUAUAGAUAUGUAAAUAAUUCUUUUUUUAUUAAUCACUGUGUAUAUUUGAUUUAUUAACUUAAUAAUCAAGAGCCUUAAAAUAUCAUUCCUUUUUAUUUAUAUGUAUGUGUUUAGAGUUGAAGGUUUUUGAUAGCAUCGGUAAGCUCGUGGCUUCUCUAUUCUGAACUUAUUUCCUUGUUACAUGUUGCCUAUAUGCCAAAACUAAGGUGUUCUAAAAUAGUUUAUUUUUCAUAGGAUGGGCUUUCAUGCCUUGAUGCUGGUUUUUUUGUACAAAAAUUGUCCAACGUUUGAAACACCUUCCAUAGUAUCACUUUAAGACUAUUUGUAAGUACUGACUGAGGCAGUUUUAGAUGAUUAGACUAGAAAAACUUUUUUUUUUUGCUGCUUUAGACUUGAAAAAAAGAGUGACAGGCAGAUAAAUCUGCUACGAAGCAGUUUAAGGGAACAAAACUGAGCUCUUACUUUCUGUAGCUGAAAUGUGAGUGGUUGCAUGUAAUUAAACUAUCCCAUUAGCGUGUGGAGUUGGAGACACAACAAUCUUCUUUUGUAAAUUCUAAUUGUUUUUUUUCUCACCAUGAAUAUGUAAUACUGAACCACUUGUAGAUUUGACUUUUUUUUUUUGUAAUCUACUGCAUUUAGGGAGUAUUCUAAUAAGCUAGUCGUUGAAUACUUGAACAGUAGAAUGUCCAGUAAGAUCACUGUGUAGGUUUGCCAUAGAUUACACUGCCCGCCUUAACAAGUGAGGAAAUCAAAGUGCUAUUACGACGUUUAAGAUCAAAAGGCUUAUAAACAUAGUAAUCUCGGUGGUUAGCCAUCGAGAUCCUGAAGAUACCUUGUAUUGUGAUAUUAGUGUUAUAUGAAAAUGCAUCUUUGAUGUGUUGUUCCUGGCAAUAAAUCUUGAAAAGUAA
This is a messenger RNA of Colius striatus (speckled mousebird), 5697 nucleotides long. RefSeq names its product jagged canonical Notch ligand 1 (gene JAG1). NCBI's taxonomy places the organism in Eukaryota, Metazoa, Chordata, Aves, Coliiformes, Coliidae. Bases 495 to 4154 code for a protein of 1219 amino acids. Gene Ontology annotation, molecular function: calcium ion binding; Notch binding. The record is from RefSeq and is a predicted model, not a curated record. Gene Ontology annotation, biological process: cell communication; establishment or maintenance of epithelial cell apical/basal polarity; Notch signaling pathway. The transcript has 26 exons. Gene Ontology annotation, cellular component: protein-containing complex; plasma membrane.